Notechis scutatus (mainland tiger snake) is the source of this 1904-nucleotide messenger RNA. The record is from RefSeq and is a predicted model, not a curated record. NCBI's taxonomy places the organism in Eukaryota, Metazoa, Chordata, Lepidosauria, Squamata, Elapidae.
UCGAUUUUUUCUUGAAUGGAGAAAGAUGCUAUUACGAGAACAUACAGACAUUAAAAUAAUAUGAUUUUAACUAUUUUAGAAGUUUUCCUCUGGAGCUCGCCGGUCUCAAUGCGCAGGCGCAGAGACCUCUCGCUGAUAGGCCCUUCCCGGCUGCAUCUGGGAAGACCCGGAUGUGUUGGGUCUGUCCGCCCAUGAUAAGAAAGCGGUCUUUUUUUGCUUGUAUCGCUUGCUUCCUGACUUGCGAUUGUCUUCGGCUCUGCACACGUUGGCCUAACAAUCAACCCCCGUAAAUCCCGAAGGAUUCAUUUUGGAGUCUCACCUGCAGAGGGUUACGUUGCGCUGAAACCAGUUAAACUUUCCCAAUAACCAUCAGCCUAGUCCUCUGCAUGGUUACUUGGAAGUAAGUUCAAUGGGGCUUUUGUCCAAGUGAAGUCAAUUCAGAGUUGAAAGCUUUGCAUAUUUAUUAUUAUAUAGUAGUGUAGGAUUUUGGCGUGAAGCAGUAAUUUAGAGGUACUGCGGCCUUAAUAUAUCGAGAGAAAAUAACUACCUGUAUUUUGAAUGGUUUCCUGCUUUAUUUUUUACUAUUGUUUCUCAUCAUUCAACACUUAAAUUCCCAAAGCUAUUCUAGGAGGAAUGGGACUCCAUUCGGAUGGCCAGACUAGCAAAGCCAGUGAAUAAAUAAUGGAAAACAAAGCAUUUGUAUCAGUGGCGGUCAUUUGGCAGCGGUGCAGAGAGCGAGACUCAAGACUUUGAAAAAGACAGCUAUGAAGUCAGAAGACAGCAAGCCAUUCUUGCAUGUGACUGGAGGCCUGCUGCUUUGCAUACUAGCGGUGGCUUCAGGAAUUUUUGAUGGCGCUCACACAGAUACUGGCUACGAGCAUUACGCUGAACCAGUGGUGCCUGGAAUGCCAGCUUUCCUUGCUAUGCCAGCGAAUUGCUUAAUCAAUUUGGCUUACGUACUUCUGGGUUGGUACUGGUGGCCAUCAGGUGACAAGGGUAGGCAGACUUACUUUCAAGAGGUCUUUGCCCUCAUGGCACUUUUAUAUGGGCCUACACAAUGGGUCCGGCUGUGGACACAGCAUCAUUGGGCCGCUGUGUUAGAUCAGUUGUUAACACUACCAAUUUUUGCUUGGGUCAUUAUUUGGUGCCUUUUUCUUGAAAAUGGGUGGGAACCAUAUGUUUUUCUAGCCAUAGAAGUGACUUCACUGACUAGUUAUGCCCUGGCAUUGCUUCACACACAAGGUUUUGAGUUGGCAUUGAGUGGACAUAUAAUUGCUGUUCUUUGGAGAAUACUGAAAGUGCAAAAACAUUUUGGCGAUGCCAGUUCCAUCUGGAUUAUAGUUCUAGGGAUGAUGUGUUGCUUUGGUUUUGUAAGCCUCAAGGUGUGGGAUCGGGAACUGGCCCAGUGGGCAUUCUUCUCUCGACUCACUGGCCAUUUUUGGUCCAAGGUAUGCGAUGUGCUGCAGUUCCACUGUGCUUUUCUCUUCCUUACCUUAAUGAGCAGAUACCGGCUAAGCUCAGUGAAAUAAUCUAUAACUUCAAUGAACAGUCUGAAUCAAAGGAGAAACAGUACGAGAACAUACUGUUAUGCACUGUUAUGCAGUGAUGGGCUGCUGCGUGGUCACACGGGUUCGGAUGAACUUGUGAUCAUUGGCUGGGCCCGCCCACCUCUCCCUGCGCUAUCCUUUCCAUAUAUAACUUUCUGGCUUGUUCCCCCACGCCCACACUGCCCAGCUGAGUUCUGCACUGCCCCUGCUGUACUCACUGGAGCUGCCUGAGUAGAUUAACUGCAUGUUUGAAGAUCCAUUUCAGUCCCAAAGGGGUGCAAGCAAGUGCUCACAACCAGCAAACCGGUUGGUAACUUAAGUGCAGCCCACCUCUGCUGUAACGUGGUUUGAAAGGGG